GAACUGAGAAGUGGCAUCUCUGGAUGGAUGCAAGAAUCCCACAGGAAAUGGAGCCAAGGGAAGAGCAGAGCUCAGUCCCACUCCAAGCUUGCAAUGGGCAAAAGAGCCAGAGAAAGCCGAGGCACAAGUGGUGCCUUGGAGGUGUGAGGGCAGCAGGCAAGUAUGGAGUCGUAUGGGCCCAGAGGAGCCCUGACAGGGGGCUGUGCCCAGUGCUACAGGAGGACAAGAAGCAGGCCCCAGGCCACCCUUGGGGCCCACCCUGGGAUUCUGGAAAGCUUCUUGCCCACAGCUGCAGGGCAUGACAGGCCAUCUUCAUGGGGCAUGAGCAGCAGGCAGCAACCGAGCCAAAAGGGACUGAAGUAGCGGUGAACAGUGAUCAUGCUCAGUGCUGCAGAGGAGGUCAGAACUCCCUGGGAACCAGUGCCAAUCUGCCCUGGGGGAAGAUUCCUUCUUGACCCAGGUGCUACUGAUUGGCCAUCCUGAAAAUGAACUCUGGAAUUAAUGGACCCCAUGGAAACACAAAUCUCCUUAGAGAACCACAUCCCAUCCUGCUUGUUAGCCAGAGACAGCUGGACAGGACAACCCAGGGUCAGCCAGGCCAAGUGCCAGUGGCACAACAGAUAGAGUCUCCAAGGAUGCUCAGAGAACCCUGGAUACUGGGCUCAUUCAUCAAAGCAGCAGGAACUUUUAGAAGUUUUACUUCACACCGAACAUGAACUAAACUCCUGCUCAGCUGGCACUGAUUGAGGGGAGAAAGGUCUGCUAUGGCAGAUUUGGAAGGCAGUCAAGGUUGCCAGUACAGAACAGCCGACUGUAACAUCAGCAGUCCACAGACUCCAUGGAUGGCAACCUGAGUGAGCAAUGCACUGUGAUGUCACAUCCCUCACUGCUUAUGCUUGGGCAUGGGCAGAGCCUGGCUCAGACUCACUCGUGCCUGGACUCCUGGCAAGCGUGCUUGGGAGGACUGGAAGCCCGUGAGGUCAUUGGGUGCUGCUGUCAGCAACUCUCAGCUCUCAUUCACAAGACUUUGUUUCCUCAGCCCUACCUGGUUCAGGAAGCUGAGUACUGUGGGUGGUGCUUGCAGCAGCACAGUGUCACGCCAACAAGAGAGAGCAGCUGCUGUCCCCAGCUCUGCUGCAACAUGCAAACAUGGCCACGGAGACAGAGUGGAACUGCCCCAUCUGCCGUGACAUUCCAGGUGAAAUCGCUUCUGUAACACCCUGUGUCCACCUGUUCUGCCUGGGCUGCAUCGUGCGGUGGGCCAAGAGGAAACCAUCUUGCCCCCUGUGCAGGCAGGCUAUCAACAGCAUCAUUUACUCUGUUCGGUCAGAGGAAGACUUUCUGGAGAUAGUUCUUCCAAGCCCCUCGGACUCAUCCACUGCUCACCACCAGGAUGAGCAGGGGGCUGCAGAGCUGAUGCCCAGGGCUUUUGUAGCUGGCUUCCCACCUCAGGUCUGGGCAGAUUUUUUCCAGGACUGCUCAGAAAUCCUCGAGCCCUUGCUGCCCUGGCUGAACCAGGAGCUAUUGGAGCUGCUCAGGACCCGCUGGUGGGAAGUGGCUCUGGCACAGAGUGCCAUCGUAGCCAAUUUGUGCCGCUAUGGGCUGAGUGAGGAGGCCUUGGUCCGGGAGCUGCACCCCUUGCUGCAGGAGCAGACGGUGGCAUUUGUGCGCCGGCUCAUCGACGUUGCGGCUGACAGGUGCAGUGAUGAGAUCCUGCGGCAGAUGAACCUCCUGAACUCCCAUGCUGAGGAGGAGGAGGAGGAGCAGGAGGGUCCCACAGCUAUCCCUGGCCCCUCUGCAUCCCCCCAGGGGACUCGCCCUCCCACCCUGGCCUCCUCCUGCAGCCCUGUAGUCUCCAGUGUGGAAGUGGACGUUGGAACGUUGGAAGCCACCCUCCGCGGGGGGCCCGGGCGCUCUCCAUCCGCGCCCGUCCCUGCAGAGCGGGAGCAGCCCCCGGAGGAGCCCGGCAGCCGGGCAGCAGCAAUAGCAAGCCCCGCUGCCCAGGGCUACAGCCGGAGCACUUCCGCUGCUGGCCGGGACAGGGACUGCUUGCCCGAGGGGCUCCGGCGCCCAGCAAAGAGGAGGGCCUCUGGCCCUCAGGACUCUCCCCAGCCCCCGAAGAGGCCGUCCCGCCGCCGGCGGCACAAGCCAAGAACGCUUGAUAGUAGAAAAAGGAAAUAA
Molecule: messenger RNA, 2181 nt
Organism: Pyrgilauda ruficollis (rufous-necked snowfinch)
Lineage: Eukaryota; Metazoa; Chordata; Aves; Passeriformes; Passeridae
Exons: 4
Coding region: 1150-2181 (343 amino acids)
Biological process (GO): protein polyubiquitination; protein monoubiquitination
Molecular function (GO): ubiquitin protein ligase activity; metal ion binding
Source: RefSeq, a predicted model, not a curated record